UUGUGUGUGAAAGUGAUGCGGUAUUUGCAGUUUUGUUUAGUGCUAUUGUACAGGAACCUGAUUUCAGCAACCUGCUUCUGUUUUAGCGUCAGCGGGUGGGCGCGCGCGCGGUGGCGUCGCCGCUGGCGUGUGGCGUGCGCGCGCGACUGUAAACGCUCCCCGACGCCGGACCAUGCGCGCAGUGCCGCCACGCCGCGCCGGCCGACCGCGCGCACCAUGCUCAACAUGAAACUUAAGGAACGCCUCGCGCUCGCCGUCAGCGCCUUCCUCGUCCUCUUCACGCUCAUGCUCAUCGUGGACCUCCAGAUGGACUAUGGCAUCUCUGGACACAGAGUCCCGUUGCACGGCAGAGUCAAAAUUGGAGAUGAAACGGAUAAAGGACAUUCUGCGUACAUUGAAUUUCGGAAGCGGUUCCUGCAGAAAAGUAACGGAAGUAAUACAUCUCGGGAGUUCGACCAGUCAGCUCCAAGUGAAAUAAGUGGUGUGGAAGCUGAACCCAGAACUCCGACUGCUCCAGCUGAUCGCUUCGAAGACCUUCAAAGAAUACUGGUCAUGCAACUCCAGGGGAAAUCGGAAGAUAACCCCGUGGUGAUACCUCCACACAAAGACUUGAAUGUAUUGCGACCAGAAAAUCCGACCAUUGGUGAAAUGGAGGAUCUAGAACCUAGUGUGAAUGCAUCAAAUUUAGAAAAGUUUCAACUGAAAAUAGCGCAACACGAGCUGUAUGAAGAAGGCGAGCCUUUAGUUGAGGAGGUUCUUAAAGAUAUGGCAACUUCACCAAUUUUACAUGCCGAGCAAAAAGAGGGAGGAACUCAAUUGAAGCUUAUAAUGGACUACCCCAAUGGCGUACAAGCUUUAUUCAAGCCAAUGAGAUUCGCAAGAGACGUACAAACAUUGCCCAACCAUUUCUACUUCUCUGAUUAUGAGCGGCACAAUGCUGAAAUUGCUGCAUUCCAUUUAGACAGGGUGCUAGGAUUCCGUAGAGCGAUGCCCGUAGUAGGUCGCCUUGUAAACAUGACCACCGAGAUUUAUGACGUCAUCGAGGGUGACAUCCUGAAGACCUUCUUCGUGUCUCCAGCCAACAACUUCUGCUUCCAUGGCAGAUGUUCCUAUUACUGCGACACGGGACACGCGGUUUGUGGCAACCCAGACAUGCUGGAAGGGAGUUUUGCCGCGUUCCUUCCUUCCUCCGAUCUGGCUAAACGAACGGUAUGGAGGCACCCGUGGAGACGAUCUUACCACAAACGGCGAAAAGCCACGUGGGAGGUGCAGUCUGAUUACUGCGAGAAGGUGCGAAAUACUCCACCGUACGACUCAGGAAGAAGGAUGUUGGAUCUAAUGGAUAUGUCCAUUUUCGAUUUUCUCUCCGGCAAUAUGGACAGGCAUCACUACGAAACAUUCAAAAUGUUCGGGAACGAAACGUUCACGCUGCACCUGGACCAGGGGCGCGCGUUCGGGAAGGCGUUCCACGACGAGCUCAGCAUACUGGCGCCGCUGCUGCAGUGCUGCCUCGUGAGGCACACCACACUUACCGUACUUUUGAAAUUCCACAACGGAGUGCCUUUAUCGACAGUCCUUCGGGACUCGAUGAGGGCAGACCCCGUGGCGCCCAUACUGUGGGAGCCGCACCUCGCCGCGUUAGACCGAAGAGUCGUCACUAUACUCGAUGCAAUCAGAAAAUGCAUCGAAAAAGCAGAAAACCCCUUGAAAAAUGAAAUCAACGAUUUUGUAUGACCUAUACGGGCUACGACAUCAUGUGAAUAAGUGAUAGUGAAAAGUGACUAUGAUUGCGCAUGGCAACUGUGCGUAAUGCAUUUGUAUAUUAUAGCUGUUUUACAUAUUUCAAAUAAGAACUGCUGAAGAUUUAUAAUCGUAUUGUAAAAUUAAUAUUAAGGUUGAGACUGCUUUUAAACGCAACUGAAGACUGUUGCUUAAAAUAAUUGGCUUCUAGUAGCUUCCUAUCUUACCCGGGUUAGAUAAUGUUUUAUCUAAUCGAAUACAAAUAAGAAUUAUGAAGCUGACAGUCUGAUAUGUUUAAAGAUACUGGAAGUUCCUGUUAAAAUAAUUUUUAUUACGAAUAUGUUUUUAAAUUAUAGUGGUGGAGGAAAUAUAACCUGGCUCAGUAAAUAAUAGAAUCCCAAAUGCUCAAUGGUUCAAUCGUUUUUAUUCAUUAUUGACACAGGUUAUAUGUCGGAUAUUGCGCUAGUCCACAUCUCUGUAUUCGUGAUUUAGCGAACUUAUUUUUAAGGUUACACAUUGCGAGUCUUUGGUUGAAAAGACUAAAGAUUUUGGUGCCAAAGAUUGUCCAAAUGUUUUCAGACGAUAUUCAGCGAUUUGACUCCAUUCCACUGGGAACAUGAGCCAUGGAAAUGCCAAAUGAACUACAUAAACACUAUUUUAUUAGCGAGUUUGUGAGACUCGAUUCGAAGUAUUGUUUUAAUGUUGUAUGUAUAUUAUGAAAAAGUCAGACGACUCGUACGGCUCGUACUAUUGUAAGUGCAAAUUGUACAUAAUUUUAGUAAAUGCAAUUAGACUUAAGUUAAAAUGUUAUAUAGGAUCAUUCGCUUUUAUUUUCGUUGUGAAUUCUGUUACCAUAGCUCAAAGCUCAAGAAGACACAUAUCAUUAUUAUACAGGUCUGUAUGUGAUAUAUUUUAUAUCUAUUUAUAAGAAAUUUUAUAGUAUCUAUUUGUGUUAUUAUUUUUAAUAAUCCUUCGAGAUAUAUUCAAUGCAAUUUUUUUAAUUAUAUCAUAUUUGAUUUUUAUUUUCGUUGUUAAAUGCUUUUCAGAUUUUUAUUACUUUUAAGAUCCUGGCAAUUGUCUCGCGAUUUGAUCUCAUGAUGAAAUUCAGUUCAUUACGUUGGUAAGAUCUUCAGUAAGUAAUAUAUGUAAUGAUUUUCCGUAAUCGUAAGGUGAAUUGUGUUGUCUGUUUUAUCUGUAUAAUUAUUUAUACUAGAUUUAACUAAAAACUAGAGCCCUACUUAAUCAAAAUUCAUAUAUAAUUACGAAUAUGUAACCCAUUAUAUUCUAUAAAUUAUAUUAUCAAUAAUUCGAGGCUUUUUAAUGUUAAAUUUGACUUGCCAAAGAUGUACCUAUGGAUGAUUUGAUUCUGUUUAGUUAUAAAAUGUUGUAUAGCAUAAUGUGACGCGGCUUGAUUGGGUGUUUCCGUUGGUUGUUAAUAAAUUUGAAAAACAUAA
Messenger RNA from Zerene cesonia (dogface butterfly), 3194 nucleotides. Its product is annotated as extracellular serine/threonine protein CG31145. The transcript is spliced from 12 exons. NCBI's taxonomy places the organism in Eukaryota, Metazoa, Arthropoda, Insecta, Lepidoptera, Pieridae. The record is from RefSeq and is a predicted model, not a curated record. Gene Ontology annotation, cellular component: Golgi apparatus. The coding region runs from base 16 to 1734 and encodes 572 amino acids. Gene Ontology annotation, biological process: protein phosphorylation. Gene Ontology annotation, molecular function: protein serine/threonine kinase activity.